This is a messenger RNA of Monodelphis domestica (gray short-tailed opossum), 9596 nucleotides long. RefSeq names its product G protein subunit alpha 12 (gene GNA12). The record is from RefSeq and is a predicted model, not a curated record. Lineage: Eukaryota; Metazoa; Chordata; Mammalia; Didelphimorphia; Didelphidae. Gene Ontology annotation, cellular component: brush border membrane; heterotrimeric G-protein complex; cytoplasm. Gene Ontology annotation, molecular function: GTPase activity; G-protein beta/gamma-subunit complex binding; D5 dopamine receptor binding. Gene Ontology annotation, biological process: adenylate cyclase-modulating G protein-coupled receptor signaling pathway; Rho protein signal transduction.
AUGUCCGGGGUAGUGAGGACCCUCAGCCGCUGCCUGCUGCCGGCCGAGGCCAGCGGGCGGGAGCGCCGGGGCGGCGGCGGCAGUCGGGACUCCGAGCGGGAGGCCCGGCGGCGGAGCCGGGAGAUCGACGCUUUGCUGGCCCGGGAGCGGCGGGCGGUGCGGCGCCUAGUGAAGAUCCUGCUGCUGGGAGCCGGCGAGAGCGGCAAGUCCACCUUUCUCAAGCAGAUGCGCAUCAUCCAUGGCCGAGAGUUCGACCAGAAGGCGCUGCUCGAGUUCCGGGACACUAUCUUCGAGAACAUCCUCAAGGGUUCAAGGGUUCUAGUUGAUGCUCGAGACAAGCUUGGUAUUCCUUGGCAGUAUUCAGAGAAUGAGAAGCAUGGGAUGUUCCUAAUGGCCUUUGAAAAUAAAGCUGGGAUGCCCGUAGAACCUGCCACAUUCCAACUAUAUGUACCUGCUCUGAGUGCUCUUUGGAGGGAUUCUGGCAUCAAGGAAGCUUAUAGCCGCAGGAGUGAGUUUCAGCUGGGUGAAUCUGUGAAGUAUUUCCUGGAUAACUUGGACCGGAUUGGCCAGCUGAAUUAUUUUCCUAGCAAACAAGAUAUCCUACUGGCCAGAAAAGCCACGAAAGGAAUUGUGGAACAUGACUUCAUUAUUAAAAAAAUACCUUUCAAGAUGGUUGAUGUGGGUGGGCAGCGAUCUCAACGUCAGAAGUGGUUCCAGUGUUUUGAUGGAAUCACCUCAAUCCUAUUCAUGGUCUCCUCUAGUGAAUAUGACCAGGUCCUCAUGGAGGACAGGCGCACCAAUCGGCUAGUUGAAUCAAUGAACAUUUUUGAGACCAUUGUCAACAACAAGCUCUUUUUCAAUGUUUCCAUCAUUCUGUUCCUCAAUAAAAUGGACCUCCUAGUGGAGAAGGUGAAAACUGUCAGCAUUAAGAAGCACUUCUCAGACUUUAAAGGUGACCCUCAUAGACUGGAGGAUGUCCAGUGCUACUUAGUUCAAUGUUUUGACAGAAAAAGGCGGAACCGAAGUAAGCCACUCUUCCACCAUUUCACCACUGCCAUAGACACUGAAAACAUCCGCUUUGUAUUUCAUGCUGUGAAGGACACAAUCCUGCAAGAAAAUCUGAAGGAUAUUAUGUUGCAGUGAAGGGCAAAGUCCCCUUACUUUUGUCAUCCUUAAAUGGAGUUAAGGGCUAUUGGUCAGAUGAUCUUUGUGCAUGUGUUUGAGCACAUGGGUCUGUGUGUGUGUGUGUCUGUGUGUGUGUGUGUGUGUGUGUGUGUCUGUGUGUGUGAUCUAUAUAGCCCUUGCAUAUGUUUCUAAGAUCCAUGCCAUCAUUUACCCAGCUCAGGAAUGCUUUAAAAUUAGCCAGUCCAAACAGAUGAGCUCUAGGCAGAAGGACUUGGAAACUUUGAUGUUAGCUACUGAUUAUGGGGACUAGGUAAAAACUACUGAAAAACCAAGUGGUUGCUUUGCUAUAAAAGCCUAGUUUGGCAUACUGAGGAACAAAACCUUCUUUUUGGAGAAACAUUAAUUUACCUUUUUUUUUUGACACUUUAAAAAAAAAUAAUCUGAAAGGAGGCUUUUGUUUUUUAAAGAACAGACUCAGUAGCCAUAUGAAUUUCUUUAUCAUUGGCUUUCAGGUAUUCAGUGAACAGCUAACCUGAAUUUUUUGCUCAGACAGUAGUUGUACUAAAAAAUAAAUUCCAACUGAUACUGUUAGCUCAAAGCACAUGAACCUAAAUUGACACAAUCUACCCAGGUUUCGCACAUUGCAUUUGGCUAGGAAUCUAAAUGCCACUUCCCAUGGUAAAUGUAUCGUUACCUUUUAAGACUCACAUGCCAAUUUUCCAAAAGACAUGAACCUAGGAGUUGCAAAUUAAGCUAAGUUGCUAUGCAUAAGAAUUCAUUUCUCUAUACAAAACAAGAUUGUUUUAAAUAAAAGAAGUUAGUCCCUAGCUGACAUGGACUAGGUUUAAUGUUUGCACUACAGAAAUUUGUACAGUUUUUCUUGCCUCAUAGAAAGUUACACUACCAGUAAUGCAACAUGUAAUGGAUUUGUGGCACCAAAGCACACUUUGACAGGGAAUGUUUAGCUACCUACAUGCACAUGGUGUGGGUGCUUUUUUAGCUUCUUUCCUACUUUUCUUGGGGUUCUGACACAUUGGUUGGUGACACUUGGAGAACUUCCUUCUUCCAGAAACAACAGUUUCAGGCCCCUUCCUAUAGAAGCCCCAAUUUCUAGCAAAAUCCAAGCAAAGCAUUUGUUAAUACAGCAGCUGCUUGAUAAGUUCCUAACAGCUGACUUACACAGGAAGCCACAAAACUCCCUGGAGAAAUCGCAGUUUUUCACAGCUGCACUUAUGCCUUUGGACACUAGGGCCUGUUUCAGCUACUCCUUUAAAGCUAACUCUUGUAAAGGAGUUCUGUUCUCUAUUAGUGCAUGUACGUGACAAAUGAAACAGUAUCAGAUCUAGCUAUCUAGAUGAAACUGCAGGAUGCUGUAAAUGUUGGUGUGAACUGGUUAAACUUGUCUAGUUACCUGGUAGGUGCCUUUCACCACUUUGAAAUAUAUGUAUAUUUCAAACCUGAUUCACUCACUCACUACUAUGCAUUACUUUAAUUAAAAGGGGCAUCUGGCAUAAUCAGUUAAUUUUCAAACAUCAAAAAGUUUACUGUGCAACUGGCACCAGUAGUUUUUUAUAUAUGUGUAUGUUAUAUGUAUUUGUAUGUAUAUGUGUAUGUUCGUACACAUAUAUAUGUGCAUGCAUAUAUAUAUAUAUAUAUAUAUAUAUAUAUAUAUAUAUAUAUAUAUAUAUAUAUAUAUAUAUAUAUAUAUAUAUAUAUAUAUAUAUAAACAUUUCUAUCUCUUAAGGGCUCUCAUCAUAUAAACUGACUGAACAAGAUCCUUGAUUUUUGUGUCCCAUUGAGACUCCAUCCUGGUUUGUUCAGCAUACCAGAUGAAUUGCAAUUUAGAUUUAGCCAGUAAUCUGGUGACAGAUUUUGACCCAAAAGAAGAAAAGAAAAAAAAAGACCUCCCCUGCUUUUAACAAAAGGAGAAAACAUGAAAUUCUCUUCUGUGGUAUGCAAGAGCUUAUGUUGAUUUAAAAAAAUAACACCUUUUUCUGGAGACUUCUUUUAAUCCUGUGGGUCUUCAUAGGGAUCAGUUUUGUUAAUGUUUUUAAGUGCUCAUAAUAGUGUUUUGUAAGAUGGGAUUUAAGGUCACAUUUCCAGAAUUUAAUAAUUGUAUGAUUGUAAAAUGAUUAAUUUGCCUGGAUUUAUCAUAAGUUUGUCAGGUUCCAAAGCAAAAUGGAAAUGCAAACUAGUCAAAUGGUGUAGGAAUAUUCUGCACAACUUGGAUGCUGAAUCUCUGUUAUAGCUGCUUUUAUGAUGGGUAAGACAAAAUAUUCCCAAUAGCUGAUGGAGUCAUGUGAAAUACUUUCUGAAAACAUCUUCCCACUUGAUUGUUUAAUUAACUGAUAAGAUUAAAGCAACUUUGCAGAUGAGUAUGAAAUAUUUUUAAACAACCAAAAAUGUUUACUAACCUACUCUUAAGGAAGUAUUAUAAGUAAUAAAAACACUGAAAAUGAUCUAUUAGUCUAUAACACUCAAGAGAGUGAAAAAAGGUCAAGUGACUUGGGUUCUAGUAUCACCUGUUCCACCAACUAGCUGGCUAGCCUUAAAGCAAAUGCCUUUGCCAUUCUGAGCCUCACUUUCUUCUUUUGUAAAACAACCAGAUGGUCUUUAAAUUAUAUGAUUCCAAGAUACCUAUCUUAGAAUUCUCAAUGCGGGGGAGGGUUAGUAACCAUUUACAAGGCUGAUCUAAAACAAUUUGCAAUGUUUCUGCUCUUUAGAAAUUACUGCAUUCAGAUUUGCAGUGUAUUUUAGAUCUAAAGGGAAGGUUUGAGCUAUUACUUUUUGUAAAUUUCAUACCUUUAUUUGCAGUGAUUAUUCUUGAUACCUGUGUUCUAUUUUCUCAUUAAUAUGUUGGGGAAGUAGGGUUAAGGACCCUGGUUAUGAUGGUAGAGGAUAUUUUUUUACACAACUAUGCUUGCAUUCUUACACAUGAGAACAUAAAGCUUUGAUUAAAAGAGCUUAGUUUUUAACUCUUUUGUUUAUAAAAAUUGUGAGUUUUGAAGAUCUUGAAUCCUUAGCUUUGUGGCUUAUAAUACUCUCUAGAACACUUGGGCAUAUAGCUUUUAAAACAACUCCUUUGAUAAAAGGGAAUUGUCAAAUUAUAUUAGCUACAAAUUAAAACACAAACUCUAAUUAAUGGUUUUAUUUAUGAUUGAAUGAGGAGAAGAGUUUCUGAAGGUAUUUCCUCUAGUACUUUUGGUAUUGUUCAGUUGUGGCACCUGUUAACAUUUUGAGAGUUGUAAAUAACUUGACCAUGUCUUACCUUUUGUGAUAUGUUACUGUUAGCUGAGAAAGUCGGAGUGAGAAACUUACCACAUUCUCUUAAUCAUCUUCAGGCUCUGAAUGUUUAUUUAAAAUGUGAUCCAUAAUUUUUUUGUUCCUUUAAUAUUGUGGUUUCACUCAAUAACCAAAAGUGCUUAAAAAAUAAUGGGAAGGUGGGGGGAAAUACACUCCUAGUCUGACUUUUGGAGCUAAAAAACUCAUAGAAGAUAAACAUGAUUUUACUUAGGCUUGUUUGAGACAUUCCUUAAGUGACAAAUUGUUAACCUUUCCAUGAAUCCAGUAAAACCUUAAAGCCACAGCCUUGGGAAAUGCAAAAGCAUCUCAUAUUCAUAGCAGAUGGGAUUUUGAGAACUGCUAUUACAUCCUGAAACCUCUCCCCAAGGAUAAAUACCUAGUAAUCACAGCUUAGUUAAUAAAACUCCAAAAAAUAUCAGCAGAAAGUAAAGGGGCAUCUUCCUGUGCAAAACCUGUUGUGACUCCCUAGAGUGUUCACACACACACCCCAAUCAGUAAACACAGGAAGGGUGACUAUCAUCAGAACUUUCUGAAGAGUUUGAAACAAUUUAUUUUGUUCAAUCCUCAUCCUUUUGAAUAAUUAAAAACAAGAUUACAUAGUGUAUUUUAAACAAGGUCAUGUUUAACAUUGUAGCCAUUAUCUAUAGCCCUGGGCCAGGUAACAGUGUACAUUUACCUGUAGCUACCACAUAUUAGAUAUGAAAAACCACCCCAGCAAAGAGACCAAAGAGAUUCUUAGUGUGGUCAGAAUAACAUUAGACAGGGUAAUGAUCAGCAAUAUAUCCUAUUGCAUAAUGACUUUUGACCAAUAGCUUGCCUCAAGCAAGUUUCCCUGUGGCACAAGAAAGGGUAGUUCUUAAUUCCAAGUUUUAUUGGUGAUUUGAGUAGGUGAACAGAGUGAUUAUAAGCACAAUUUUCUUCAAGAUGUUGGAGAAAUCUUUCAGAUCUUUUAGUGUGAAGUCAGUAAAUUGCACAGGUUGUGCUUAGCCACCCCAUUCUAAAUGGCGCUUUGGAGUCUAAAAGGUUUGCUUUGAAGAAAAGUAUAAAACAUUCUGGCAAAGAAUUCACUUGAACUUCGUAGCUAUGAGACCCUGGGCAAGUCACUUAACCCCCAUUGCCUAGCCCUUACCACUCUUCUGCCUUAGAACCAAUACCCAGAAUUGAUUCUAAUAUGGAAGGUAAGAGUUUUUUUUUUUAAAUGAAUUCAUUUGAAUUGGCUUUCACCAUCAGUUCUAAUGGAGAUCUACAAUGUGGAGGUGGGCAUAGCAUUAAAUAUGCAGUUCUCAUGUUUCCUAUGAGAAUGAGGAGCACUUGCCAAGUUUAUAAUAAAGUCAUUAAACCCUUGUUUAAAGGGAUAUACUGAGUUCCAAAGCUUAGAAGGUUGCUACCUGUAUCAAGGUAACUGAAGAGGAUAAUUUGUACAAAUUGAACUGAAGACAAAUUUUUGCUAGCUUUUAAAGUGUAGUCUCAGGCUGAGUUUGUGUAAUGGUUAUAUUGGGCCUUGAAGGUAAAGCUGCCUGUUGAAAAGAAACUUGGGAAGCUGAUGAUGCUAAAGAUUAAUUGUAUUCUUAAUGUUUUAUAUAACAGGGCUUGAAGAAAGUUGAAACUUAAAUGUGCAUUAUGGGUCAGAAGAAGAAUUCAGAUUUGAAUUCUAACUAUAACAGCAUCUGUGGGGGUACCAACCAAAUUAAGAAAACAUCAGUAGCCUCAACAUCUGAGGAGAGAGUUUAAGGUAAUUAGGGACCAGCUUUUAAUAUUUAUCAUUUUACUAAUUAAUCUAGUAUUUUGUGUUUUGUACAUUCUUUUAAUAUAUCUAAUCAAUUUACAAAAUAUAAUAUGUGCCUGCAGGUGUAAAAUUUCUGUACCUUGAGGUAUAAUUGCGAACACACAUACAGACCCAGCCUUAGAGGCAAGAAGGCUCAAGCCCUGCCUCUGACAUUUCCCCGCUGUGUGAGCCUGGGCAAGUCACUUAACCUUUUCCUGUCCCAGGCAACUCAGGUUUUGCAGAGCAAUUGCAGAGCAGUUGCCAAUCUGUGUUGGUAGAUGGACUCCUCUCACCUGGGGUUCCCUUCACCAAUGAAAUAAUAGAUCUAAUCCCCCACACCACUUUAGUUUUCCCAAAAAAGCAUAAUUACACUUCAAACCUCCAGUAUUUUCUAUCUUCCCCUUGAUUGGCUAUUAUAGAAUACCUCAAACUCAACAUGGCUCUGAAGAAUAAACAGCAUGUAUAGACUAGCACUGUUAACUAAAACUUGAAACCUGCCUGGAGGAAAAAGUGACCUGGUCCAGAAUACUUGUUGAUUAUGAAAUGCCCAAUGCAUGAAAAAUAGCCUCUGUUUUUGCAUUGCUUCUAAACCAGGCACUAAGAGGAAUUGAUGUAGUUUCUCUUUUCUAAACAUUUAGAUAUGAAGUUUCCUGGACAAAUAACACAUUUCCACUAAGCAACAAAAAAAGGAGAGAAAAAAGCCAAGAAAUACCUUGUAACAAACUCAUAGUCUGUAGAACUAUCCCCAGAAUACCAGAACCUCACUGGCUUUGGUGGUUCAUAGUGAUUCCCUGAAUGAAUGAGAAUAGAACACAAGUCCUCACAGGCCAAUAAAUUUCUCUUGCUCUGGAAGGGGUCAUUGUUCCCCUUUAGUAAGGACUUUAGAUGGGGAUGGAGUCAGUAAUAGGACCUACUAUUCUGAAAAACUACAGAAGAUACUGUAGAUCACCAGUAAGACACCAGACUUUUGAAAGAUUAAUGAAUUUGACGAUGAUCUUAAUAUUUUGUCUUGACCAUUCAUACUGUGUUACUUCUCAGAAAGAUACCAUAGAUGUUGAACAAAAAGACAUUGGAAGGUCUGAGAUUCUCAUUUUAAAAGAAAUCCUAGUCAUCAUUCAUAAUGAACUCUGCUGGGAUAAUGUGGAAAUUUAAACUUGAUUUCUCAGAUUUAGUCAAAUUCCAGUCCUUGUCGAACCAGAAAAUCCAGUUAUAUCCUCUGAACAAGAUGGAAAAGGUAUUUGGUGCUUUGAAAAGUAGUUUUCUUUCUCAUACAUUGUACUUUUUUAGUUAAUCCAAGUGAGCUGCCCCAAGUUUUCACUUUGGUCUGUUAUUUAAUUAGGAUUUCCAAAUGAAUCAAAGUAACUCCAUACUUUGGCAGUCAAUUGAUGUAAAAAAAUAACUGUGCACCCCGUUUGUUAGUAUUGUCAGCAAAGAGGCCAGUAGACCAAAGAACCAAACCAACCUAUGCAGAAAUGGAGUUGUUGAGUUGGUGAUUUGAGGGGAGGCUUUCCUUUUCCUGGCCUGGGCCUGUUCUCUGAAAAUAAAGGCCCACUGUUCCCUAUGCUGUUACUGUGGCGCCUUUUUAUUAGCACUGAAUUCACUUUAUUUUAAUAAUUAAAAAGCUGCCGUGUUUCACCCAAGUGGACAGAAUCCCAGCAGUUCAGAGUCAAGGUGGAUGUUUUCCUGUGGAAACUCCCAGAGCUAUAUUUUCCUGAGGAUUCUCAGAAAUCCUGUCUGCUCCAAAGGGCUCCAGCUUUUGUCUGCCUGAGUCAUUUUGGACAGUAUUUCUCAAGGUAGACUAGAGAGAAUUUUCACAGGGUAAUACUGACUGACCUGGAAGUCACAAGAAAAGUUCAUCUCUGAACACACAACAAAAUGUUCAAUGUGUAUUUGAUGCCAAGUAGUUAAGAGGUAUGGACCUUUCUGAGUAGACUGUAUAAAUAAUUACUACAAUCUCAGUCUUGGCAGGUGGCCAGGGUUUACUUCUAGUUGACUUCAGAAUAACCCCAGUCAGAAAGGAAGAGGCACAUCUACCUCUGAGAACAGGCUUGCUGGGCAAAGGCCAAACUACCCAACAGGGAGGAUCCAUUUUCUGACCUUCUCUACUAAAUGCUGCUCCCUAAAAUUUCAGCCUCCAUCCUGAAGCAGUUUUGUCUCAGGGUUAGUCUGUACUGUACCUUUCAUAGAAACAGCCUAGGAGAGUUCAGCAGCUGGAGAGUUGCUAUGUUUUAGAAUUGCUGAAAAUGCCAACAUCUCCUUUGAAUAUUUUUGUCAGGAAACAUCCCCUAAUGAACUGAGCCAUUUAAAAUUCUCCUACACAGCUUGUGAUGGCAUAUAAGAUCUUUGCCACAAAGCAACUUUUAUCCUUUUUUUUAAAACAGGGAAUAAUAAGCAAAGAAAACUUGAUCAUACUAGAGACUAUGGAAUUCAUUUUUCAAGUUGAACUAGACUAAAGUCUGAAAAUGAAACUAAUUAAAAUUUAGCCCCAGUUUUAUAUGAGCUUGGCUACAUAUUUGCCAGACUGCCUUACAAAUGGAUUGGCAAAACCAUGCAUCUAUUUUUUCAGCAUACAUUUGAUAGAUUGUCACAGGUUACACGGUUAAUUGCAGUAUUCACCCCCAGCCUAUAGAAUCCUUGAGAUUGCAGGAUAGAUGUGCAUUGCCCAAGUUUACAUGCCCAGUUUUCAUUUUGCCUGCUAGAUUACAGUGGUUGCUAACAAAGUCUUUGUGGGUAAAAGAAAACUCUUGCCUUCUUUUGGAUUUGUUGAACAUUAGAAUUGUUAAUAAUGACACUGAACUAUUAUGUGAAUUCUUUACACACUUGCAUAAUGUGCUUUUUCUCUUUAACACCAUUUAAAACCAAAUAAAAUUGACUGGCUUGCUAUUUGGUGUUGACACAACCCUCGCCAGGAAAUUCAGUGUUAAUAUGCUCCAUCUUCUAUUCAUUGCCACUCUGUCCUUAGCUCACCCUAUCAAUCGGUGCUUUGGGUUAUUGUAGCAUUUCCUAUGCAGCCUCACACACAACUCUGAGCACAGCACAAUAUUCCUGCAGAAGGGGUGAGUUAAAAGACGACAGUCUAGCCUUAACACUUUAAGUAUUCACAAGAGGGAAACACUUUUUAAUAAAGGUUUUACAUACUAAACAAGAAUACCAAGAGAUGCAUAACAUGAAUGCACCAUAGCUGACUUCUUAUUUUUAAAGUGUCUGUGUAGCACCAGAACAGCAUCCACAAUAGGUGGUCAACUUUGCUGUGAUAAAGUCUCAAUUUAUGAAUAAAUACUGUGUACUAGAUUAAAAAUAUAUAUUGUGAAGUGUAAAAAGUGUAUUUUAUAGCUACGGUGGAUUAGUUAAUGUGUUUUGUAUAUAUGAUUUUUAUAAAUCUAUUAAAACUUGCCUUACAUUA